Molecule: messenger RNA, 8818 nt
Organism: Pelodiscus sinensis (Chinese soft-shelled turtle)
Lineage: Eukaryota; Metazoa; Chordata; Testudines; Trionychidae
Source: RefSeq, a predicted model, not a curated record
UUUUUUUGUCUUUUUCUCUUUAGAAAUUUGACAUGCAUGAUGGAGGUGGAAAAAGGAUGAAAAACAAGCUGACAUACUGGACAAAGGUGAAGAAGACGAAUGUUUAGUAGAACUUUAUUAUGUUUGGAACCAUGUUCUAAGUAAUUCUAGACAAAUUUCAUAAAUAUUCUAUACAUCUCCAGAGACUGUUAUGACUGAAAAUUUGUCUCGUCCACAACAUACACUGGAAGAAGCUUGCAUGGAACCUAACAUUUGCUUUAAUUCAGAGUAUGUGAAAAAAUUAUAGAUUUCUACCUAUUAUUUAUUAAUCUUGCAUCUCAGUUCAGCCACGCCAAACCCGUCUUUAAAGUGACUAGAAACAGAGCUUUUGUGGAUACUUGUAUUGAACAUGACUCAUGGAGAAGAGCUUGGCUCUGAGAUGCACCAGGAUUCUGUUGUUCUAACUUACUUAGAGGGAUUACUAAUGCAUCAAGCAGCAGCAGGCUCAGGUACUGCCAUUGACAAAAAGCCUACAGGGCAGAGUGGUGAGGAUCAAAACUUUAAGAAUUCAGGAAAUAUAUUUCCCAACUGUCAAAGUAAUGGUCCUGUUCUUAACACACAUACAUAUCAGGGAUCUGGCAUGUUGCAUCUCAAAAAAGCAAGACUAUUACAGUCUUCUGAAGACUGGAAUGCAGCAAAGAGAAGGCGGUUGUCUGAUUCCAUUGUGGAUUUGAACGGGAAAAAAGAAGCUUUGUUAGCUGGCAUGGUUGAAAAUGUGCCUAAAGGCAAACAGGAUAGCACAUUACUUGCCUCUUUGCUUCAGUCAUUCAGCUCUAGGCUGCAAAGCGUUGCUCUGUCACAACAGAUUAGGCAGAGCCUCAAGGAGCAAGGGUAUUCCCUCAGCCAUGAUUCUUUACAAGUGGAGAAAGAUGUAAGGUGCUAUGGUGUUGCAUCUAGUCGCUUGAAAACUCUGCUGAAGAAAAGAAAAGCAAAAGAACAAAAGCUGGACACCACUUUGCCUGAUGCAACAACGAACCUGCCUAAGGAGAGGUUUGUAGAGUCUCCACAUACAGGGCAGAGUGGACCCAAGGCAAUGAAUGAACCUCUGUCAUGUGCUGCAAGAUUACAAGCAGUUGCAAGCAUGGUAGAGAAAAGAUCUAGUCCUACUGCUUCGCCUAAACCUAGCAUAGCUUGUAGUCAGCUAGCUUUACUACUUUCAAGUGAAGCUCAUUUGCAGCAGUAUUCCAGGGAACAUGCUUUAAAAGCACAACAUGCAAAUCAGGUGGCAAGCGAGAGACUUGCUGCCAUGGCUAGAUUACAAGAAAGUGCCCAGAAAGACCUUGGCCAUUUCAGUCUAUCAAAAGGAAUGCCAAGCCAUCUGAAUGGAGAAACGAGAUCGUCAACCAAAAUAACAACAAACAAAAGCAAUAUGGCACCAUUUCAGAGCCCCGUUGGAAUCAUUCAUUCUCCUCCCAGAAAUGUAGGAUAUAAGAAUGCAUUGGAAAAGAACCAUUUAAAACCAUCUCCUAGCAACAGUUUGCUUUUACAUCUUCUCAAAAGUCAAAAUGCUACAAAACAAACCAAAGGGCAUGAGCAGAAUGAGAGAGUGGGUGUUUUUGAGGACCGUAGCACACCAACUACUGUGGAUGAGUAUUCAGACAACAAUCCCAGUCUUACAGAAGAUGAGAGCAGUGAUGAUGAAAGCUCCCAUUCUAACUGUCUUCCUAUAGAUUUAUCUUUCAAACAGAGGAUAGACAAACAAGAUUCUGGACUGCCUGCUUCUCUAGAUAAUCUGACUCGGCCAUUAUUGCAUAAUUGGGAUCCAAAAAUUCCAUGUCUAGAGAACAGUAUGGAGAAUAAAGAAGAUAAAGGCACUCCUAGAGAUUCAAAACUGAAUCCACAUCAGAAAGUAACACUGCUUCAGUUAUUACUUGGGCAUAAGAGUGAAGAAAACAAAGAGAAAAAUACAGACACUCAGGGACCACACGGUGUAGCUGAUGUGGCAAAAUUUACUGUACAAACUGAUAAGAGGACUCCUGUGACAGAAAGUCCCACUGCGAAUCGAAUAACUCCAUUAAGCACUCCUCCUUUACUUAUUUCUACGAAAGCAGACUCUCCUAUAAAUCUCUCCCACCAAUCUUCUCUAGGAGUCAAACGCAAUUCACCACCAUAUGCUUGCAACAUCCAGCCAGAGGGGCUCUUGAAUCCAGCAUCUAAACAUUUGAUCGAUCUUACAAAAAAUAAAGAACUUCAAGGAACUAAACUAAACAGAAAUGAAAGUGCACAAAAUUCUGCUGCUUUCAGUGCCAGCAAGCUGUUGCAGAACUUAGCUCAGUGUGGAAUGCAGACUUCCAUUUCAGGUGAAGAGCAAAGAACCAGCAAACAGCUGCUACCAAUAAAUACGGAUAAACCAAUAGGGUUGAUUGAUAGAUUGAACAGUCCUUUAAUCACAAAUGUACCAGGUAAAUUUGAAGAAAACAAAAUAUUCAGUUGUCAUUCUACAUCCACCGAACAAGGACUUCCCAGUUCAGAAAUAGAAAAUCUCCUUGAAAGACGCACUGUCCUUCAGUUGCUGCUGGGAACCCCCACUAAAGGCAAAAGUGAAAAGAAAGAGAGGAUGCUUGUAAAAGAUGAAAGUUCAAAAGAACAGGCUUUGAGUGAGCAAAUAUUGACAGUAAAAAUAAAAACCGAACCUUGUGAAGAAUCAAAUACGCCUCCUAAUCUAAAUGCCCAGCCAAUAACAGAACAUAAGGGUAACAGUUUUCAAGGGAUAGUUCAUUCAGUGCAGAGAAACAUAGGUGCCUCUCCCAUGUCUGAGGACUUGAAACCUGAGCCUCGUUUGCCUGAUGAUUUUUCUUUUUCAAAAAAUGGCUUGUUAAGUCGAUUGCUGAGACAGAAUCAAGACAGUUACCCUGUGGAUGAUCUGGACAGAAGUCACAGAAAUAGUGAGCUGACAGUUCUAGACUCAAAGAGCCUUUGCACCAUUCCUAAGAAGAGAAAGUUUCAUACCGAGCCUUCAGAAAGUCCAUUAAAAAAGGUAAAAAGCAAUGUGCCCGAUGCUUCGAACAAUCCAAUUUCUCCUGCAGAGGCAUUGUAUCGGCCUUUGCUUAACCAGCAAGAGCUGAAAUUCAACAGAAGUGAUCUUGAAUUUAAAUAUGCUGCAGGUCAGGGUUCAAAUAAUGAAAGUGAAAAUAGGAGUUGGUCUAGAGAUAGUAAAGGCUUUAAUGUGUUGAAACAACUGCUUCUCUCAGAAAACUGUGAGAGAGAUUUUCCACAGCAUAGGAAUAGUGCAGUAACAGAGGGCAAGAAGAAAGGAAAUAAAAGUAAUGUAGCAAAUAAUAAACCUGAAUUUAAUGUUUCUGCAAUAAAUGCCUUCAUGGGAAAUCCUGUACAACCAAUCAGUUGUGUAGAUCACAGGACAUUUCAGUAUCCAGUAGCAAUGAAGAGUCCUACAAGUUCCCCGUUCUCUGAACAUUUGGGAUGUACAGUAUCUAGACCUGAAUCUGACCAAUUUAGUGUUUGCCCCAUCCCUGGUGAAAAAGGCCCUAUCAGAUGGGUUAUCACGGGAAUGGACAAGGGUGAAUAUGAAAAAGCCUCCCCAAGACUGACCAAAACCAAUCCGAUAUUGUAUUACAUGUUACAGAAAGGAGGCAAUUCUGUUAAUAGCCAAGAAGCACAUAAGGACAUUUGGAGUGAACCUUCAUUUAUGGAAAAUUCAACUCCUGUUACAAUCAAGGAGGAGUUAUUACCUGACACUGAACCUAAAACGCCUCUACAUAAUGUAAGAAGCCCUUACAAUAGCCAUAUGGGGAAUAAGAGCUCCCAUAAACAUAAUGUGAAUGGGGACGUGUAUGGACUCUUGGAAAAAGUGCUAACAAUCAAAAAAGAACCAGAGUGAAAUAUAUAGCCAACACAAUGAGUUUACAGUCAGUGGGUUUGAAUCUGUGUAUUAAAAAAAAAAACUGUAUAAACUGAGCAUGAUUUGAGAAAAGCAUGGUCUUGUUGAAUCAUAUUUUCAUUUGAGAAAUUUUGUUUUUCUGGUGAUAUUUAAAAACAUGUAGAUAUGUUUGCUUUACAGUAGAUAGUCGCAAGGAAACUGUGAGUUGUAAGCUGUACAAGACACAAUUCUGUAUGCAUCAAACUAAGUUAUGAAUAGUCUGUGACUGGAUCCUUAUUGGAGCCACAGGUAUUUAGGUAUAAAAUAAAAUGGAAGCAUACAGCCGAGGUGGUGGUAAUGCAUUCUGCUGCAUUUCAUUCUUUCCAUGUAGUAUAUUCCUUUGUUUGCUUGUUUGUUUGGCCAUUUGAGCAUAGAGACCAUGUAAGAGUUGAUGUUUUUUUUUAAUGUUUCUGAAAUUAAGAAUUUUGUAAGAAAUGGAACAGUCCAUCCAGGGUACAUUACAUUUGGUAAUCUAUGUCAGUUAAUCAAAUGCACUGAAAUGUAAUUUUUAGUGCUUCCAAAUUGUGUUUUAUUAUUUUUGUAGUCCUCUCCAAAUCAUGGUGUGAUGUCGUUUUGUUUUGUUAUUUCUCCUCCCACUUGCUUUUGACUAGAGCAUUCUGCAGGACCCAGAGUAGUACUCAUAAAAUAGGGUUAUGAUUAAACAUUUGUUUAGGUUUUCCUAACACUUGAUACAAAAGGCAGAUUUUCAUCUGCACUGUAAUAAAAAAGUGGGUCUUUUUUGUCCACUUUUACUCUUCUUUCCCCUGCCUUGGCCCAGGUCUGCAAUGUAUAUAGUGUUGUGCCAACUAUACGUCUGCGAGUGUGAAAAAUCCACUCCCCUGAGCAACAUAGUUAAGAUGACCUAACCUCCGGCAUAGACAGGGCUAAAUCAGUGGAAGAAUCUUCCAGCAACAUAGCUACAACCCUUCAGGGAAGUGAAUUAAUUAUACUGAUGGGAGAAACUCUCCCAGUGGUGUAGGAAGUGUUCUACAUUGCACUUGUGCUAUGGUAGACGAUAAUGCAGACCUACCCUUAUAAAGGGAAGAUAAAAAAGCAUCUUAGAAUUUUGGGAUUGAGACUUGUCCUCGUGGCCAGAAAACUGUCAUUGAUUCCAGCUUAUGGAACACAUAAGCAAUUUUUUUUCAGCACCAUAUUGCUUUCUGUCAAAAGAACAGUUACUGUGUUCAUACAAUACAUAUUUCAUAUUUCAAUGGAAAUUAUAGUAUGUUGGUGGAAAACAUGAUAGGUCUUCCUAUGAAUAGAGCCUCAUGUAUAUCCUGCCAGUAUUUACUUUGUGAGCAACUGAUCUGUAGUUAAAACACUGGCCUUUCAUCUCUGAACACCUAGAUUCAGAACAGUUUGUUAGAUGUCACUCUGGUUUUGUUAUAUUCCAUAGUGGGUAGUGGACUACAUCUCCAAAAUGGCCUGUCUCUUCUCUUCCUCUGCCUCCACCCUAUAUUUUGUAAUGUUGGCACCAUUGGUUCAAAAUCAGUCUUGGACUGGAGUAGUGGAGAGUUGUAGAUUAAAAUUGAGAAGCAUUAGAAGUGGCAUUAUGUGGGGAAAGUAAGGACUGCACACUUUCCCAAUGUCCAGUAUGACCCCUAAGGAAUGCCAAACUUCUGUAGAAAAAUGUGAAGAACUACUUCUCCCAUUCCUCCCAAAACAAAAAUAAUUACUAAUAACACGAGUACUGUGGAUCACGUAUUUUUUUCAUUGAAAAUGCCCUGUGUUAUGAACAAAACCCUAUAAUAGCUAGAUAAUGAAAGUUGUAGUGUCUUAAAGAAUGCAUAUUUGACAAAACAACCAGGAGUCCUUUGGCACUUUAAAGACUAAUAGAUGUAUUUGGGCAUAAGCUUUUGUGGGUAGAAAUCACUUUGUGAGACGAGACUCCUGGUUGUUUUUGUAGAUACAGACUCACACUGCUACCCCUCUGAGACCUAUUUGAUAGUGUCCUAUACAAAUCAUCCCAAAAGAUAUAUAAUUACAGAGGGGCUAAAAGAUACAUUUGUAUAUUGUCUGGGUGGUGUUUAAUAUAUUAUUGAGCUGUGUAAAGAAGAUAUGUAUUUAAAAACCUUCAUGAGUCUAAUAUUGUUUUAAAUUGUAUUAUCACUAGCCUGUUUUCAGUUCAGUAAAUUACCAAAAAGUUUUUCUCUUUAAUAGUUAGCAUUUACAAUAAAUGGCCUGCUGACAAAUGAAAUUUAUCCUAGAAAUUAAAUGUUAACAAGGUAAACUAUAUUUUAAAUUAUUGCCAUUGGAGUUGAAUGUUUUUAUAUGAAUCAGCCUGACACAAAUAUUAGAAAAAGAUGGUAUUUGUUCCAUCCAUGAAACCUGUCUCAAAGUCUUAAGUGAUUAUUUUUCUUGAAAUUACAUAUGUAUAGAGCUAUGAAAUAUAGAAACAUAGUUCCUAGAAUAAAUACAAAGUUGUAAUUCACUUGUGGGGCACUGCUUACUUCACAUACAGUAGGAGUCAACUUGAAUGAAGUAGAUAUGGUUGGAAAACUUCUGACAAAAUUCUGUUGAAAAAUGAGGGAACAUCAAACUUCACUGUUUUCUAACCAAUUCUAGCAAGGAGUGGCAAGGAAGCCCAUAGUGGGUGCUUACCUUUGUAUUCAUUUUAUGGUAGUCAGUUAUUGUUUAUAAUAUAUAGUUCUUGUUUUUUAAAGCUUACAUGGCGUUUAAGUUAAAAUGUUAACUGUUUUAACCGUGAACAUUUUAGCUUUCCUUUUAGAUGAGGUUAAUGAAAGAGGAUUGCAACUCUCAAAUGUCAAGAGUUACAAUACGGCAAAAUAACAUUUUAGAACAUGUUGACAGAAAGAUCUCACCAACUGCAAGAUUUGCAACAAUGGUCAGUAAGACCCUAGAAAAGAGAUGAGGGCAUUCUGCUGGUACACAGUUCCUGCUAAACUGGUUAUUUAAUACUAUUCAUUUAUCCACUGGGUGAGGGGGAUAUUAUCUAUUAGCUUCCUCCAGUGUAAUACCAAUGUGAUUCUUGACCAGCCAAGGGAAUUUUUAAAUAUGGUUUGCCCCCAUUCAUAUUGGUAAACUGAAACCAAUUAGCAAGGUUUAUCUUAACCUAAAAGACUUGAUAUCCUCUCUGUUAACUCUCACCCAAGAGUUACAGGGGAGAUCACCAAAAUUCUCCUUAUGGGAUUUCUCUUCCCAGUUGUUCCAUCAGACGUCAUGCAGGGGUAGGGCUUGCUUCACCCUCAGACUAUUUGCAGCCCUGUCCUCCAGUUGCAGCAAGUCCCCAGAUUCUGGAAUCUGCAUGGAUUCUGAAGGAUCAGUACUAGUUGAAGGUCUGUACAGAGACUCAGUUUGUACGCUUUCUCACAGCUCUAUAGCCUUAGCAAUCCUCAGCUUCAUGGCUCAGUAGAACCUUUCUAUCUGGACAUAUACAGCUUGUGGCUUUCUCCACUACCAUCUUCAAAUGGGGAUUCCCAAUUGUGGAAGUGAGGGACAGAAAGCAGUACAUCUUGAGGUUGCAAAUUGGCACUCUAAACCUGUAUGAAAGGAGCUUAAAUAAUCAUACCCUGGAUGGGAAUACUAGGUUAGGAGAAGGGAGCAGGUUUGGUGAAUACUGCUGAGGGGCCUAACAAACCCCAGGUUUGCAGCACAAUGGGGGAAGGAGGACUUGUGCUGCACAAUAUUCCUGUUAAGCGGGGUGGAGAGUGCCCAGAAUUGCACUGUCUCCGUAAGAAAUGAGGUGUGCGGGAUUGGGGGCAGAGUUGCUGUUUCUGGUUUCAUUUCUGCCUCAGUUUUAGAAGUAUAAACAACUAAGGUACAUGUGACCAUAAAAGAAUCAAGGCUAGGGAAGCUUCCGCUGAUGCUAAACCAUCAUUUCAGGUGGAACAGUUUAAGAACAUCAGAAGAUUGAAAGGGAAUUCAGCCAUAUUUUUCACUUGUUUAGCCAUCUCUUGUUUAUAACAUUUUAAAAUGCUUAAUUUACAAUUUAAAAAUAAAAUAAAGAUAUGAAUGAUUUAAAAUUUCCCUGCUAAACAUUGUCAAUGAAAGAGUACUACAGCACUCAUUGAUGUCUGUGAAAUAUUACCAGUUUUGUUCUCUGCAGCAUCUUACAGAAGAGUAAACUGGUAAGUAUAUAUUAUAUAUAUUUAUAUAUGUAAAUAAAUUGACUUGUUAAACAUAUACUGUUAAAAUUGGUUUUUAAAAGGUGAUGUAAAUAGUGAUUUCCUUAAUGAAAAAUACAUAUUUUGUAUUGCUCUAAUGCAAAAGAAAAAACCUUUUAAUCUUUCUUUUGGUUAUGUAUAUUCUAUGUACAAGUGUAAAUAUGAUCACAUAGGUUUAAAAACUUUUGCAUGUAAGUAUACAGUUGCAAGUCUGGAAGAAUGUAUAGAAAAUACCUUUAAUUUAAAGUUGUGAUUACCUGCUGCAUGAAAAGUGCAUGGGGGACCCUGUGCAUCUGUGCAUUGGCAAAAAAGUCUUAAGUCAGGUCAGUUCAUCAAAACACAACAGUAUUCCAUUUCUGGACAUGACUUCUUCUGUGGUAUUUUAGCUUUGUGAAAGAAUGUGCUUCAAAUCAAAAGGGUCUGGAAAAAAAAACCUCAAAACUACUUUUAAAGCAUAAAGAACUCACACAACUGUAAUCGGUCAUACAUUUUUUGAACUCCAUUUACAAUAAUUGAGAUAUUGUACCGAGAGUAUUUCGCCAUUGCAAAACAAUGGAAUGACAGUUCUCAUUGCCAUACAUAAAUACUGGGGUUUACUGCAACCAAGUUUGUUGUGAUGAUGUGUUAUCAGUAAUAUAGCUGGUCUCAUUUUUUAUUAGCAAUUAAUUUCUUCAUGUGAUGUCACAAAACUUGUACAUACUGCAGAGUGGAGUUUUUUAAAAUCUUUCAGUGUUUACUUCCUGCAGAAAAUUUGAAUAAAUGAGAAAAAUGCAUUGUG